AUGAAACGUUGCGCCGGCGUCGUCGAGACGAGGCUCUGCCUGGUACGCCGUUGGGCAGCUGCUGCCGGGAUGGGUCCCCGCAUCGCCUUCGCUGAGACGCGCCCACCUACGCCGACGGAGACCGCAGACCUCGGCAUAUGCGGUCGUUCUCCACUACAAGCAUAAAGUCGUGGUCCCAUAGUGGGAUUCGGUCGCGCCAAACAGGCACACAGGCAGCCCGAUUCGGGGGGACUGCCUGUCCCCAUUACGGGGGAGGGCCUAGAAAAGGUGGCCUAAACAUUGCUGGGCACCACGCCGUCUCCAGGCUAGCCAGGGCCGCAGACGUCUAAACAUGGUCGAAACACUCAAAACCGAAACAACAACAAUACCAAUAAUAACAACAACAACCAUACUCCUUCUCCUCAUCCUACCUCUUCUACCUCUAUCUCCGUCUAUUCUUCUGCCUAUUUUUCUCCUUCGUCAUCUUCUUCUCCACCUCCUUCCCGUCGCCCCACUCGUUUUCCCCAGACUGACAGGGUGAGCCCGCUCACUCUGGCAGCCUGGAAUGUUCGUUCCCUUUUAGACAAUCCGAGGAGCAACCGACCGGAACGGAGGACGGCGCUAGUGGCACGAGAACUGGCGCGCUACAAGGUGGACAUCGCCGCACUCAGCGAGACCCGAUUCUCCGAACAAGGCCAACUGGAGGAGGUGGGUGCCGGUUACACCUUCUUCUGGAGUGGUCGACCCAGGGCAGAGCGACGAGACGCGGGCGUCGCCUUCGCGAUCCGGACCGACAUCGUGGGACGACUGCCCUGUUUGCCGCAAGGAAUCAACGACCGUCUGAUGAGCCUCCGCCUGCCUCUCCGGCGAGGACGCAAAUUCGCCACCAUCAUCAGCGCCUACGCUCCGCCCAUGACCAACCCUGACGCCGUCAGAGACAAAUUCUACGAGGACCUGCACGCCCUCUUGGCGACUGUGUCGAAGGCGGACAAGUUGAUUGUCUUUGGUGACCUCAACGCCCGCGUCGGCACAGACCAUACUGCCUGGAGGGGAGUGCUGGGUCCUCACGGUCUCCGCGGCUCCAACGACAACGGCCUGCUGCUCCUCCGCAGCUGCGCAGAACACCGCCUCAUCCUGACGAACACGUUCUUCUGUCUGCCGGAGCGAGAGAAGGCCACCUGGAGGCAUCCGCGGUCGCGUCAGUGGCACCUGCUGGACUAUGUCCUCGUCCGGAGGCGAGAUCAGCGGGACGUGCUGGUGACGAAGGCGAUCGCGGGUGCUGACGGGUGGACCGACCAUCGCCUCGUCAUCUCGAAGAUGCGUAUUCGCCUACAGCCUCGCAGGAGACCACAAGGUAAGCGACCCCCAGGUAAGCUGAAUGUUGCUUUGUUGUCUUUGCCUGCUCAUCGUCUCCAUUUCAGCAACGAGCUAGCUCAACGGCUAGACAACCUUCCUAUCGCUGCCGCCGACGACGACGCCGCCGCCGCCGCUGCCGAGAACACCUCCGUGGAAAACCGCUGGUGUCAACUGCGAGACACGGUCCAGUCGACGGCGUUUGCCGUACUCGGUCGCGCUUCCCGCCAACACCAGGACUGGUUCGACGACAACGACGCCGCCAUCAGAAAUCUGCUUGCUGAGAAGAACCGCCUCCACAAAGCCUACGUAGAUCACCCCACUGAGGACAACAAAGCUGCCUUCUACCGCAGUCGCCGACAGCUUCAGCAACGACUGCGCGAGAUGCAGGACGCCUGGACUGCUCGCAAAGCUGAGGAGAUCCAAGGCUACGCGGACCGCAACGGAUUGAAGAACUUCUCCGCGAUCAAAGCUGUCUACGGUCCGCCGACGAAGGGCACUGCUCCUCUCCUCAGCGCCGAAGGCAGCACUCUCCUGACUGAGAAGACACAAAUCCUACAGCGAUGGGCCGAGCACUUCCGAGGCGUCCUCAACCGCCCUUCCGUCAUCUCCGACGCCACCAUCGCCCGCUUGCCGCAAGUGGAGACCAACGCGGACCUCGACCUCCCGCCAUCUCUCCAGGAAACCAUCAGGGCCGUGCAGCAACUCUCCAGCGGGAAAGCACCCGGAUCGGACGCAAUCCCUGCUGAGGUCUACAAGCACGGAGGUCCGCUACUGAUGGAUCACCUGACUGCGCUCUUCCAGGAGAUGUGGCGUCAAGGUGAAGUCCCGCAAGAUUUCAAGGACGCAAAUAUCUUGCACCUUUACAAGCGAAAAGGGAAUCGCCAAGUCUGCGACAAUCACCGCGGCAUCCCCUACUGAACAUCGCCGGGAAGAUCUUCGCUCGCAUCCUGCUCAACCGCCUCAAUAACCAUCUGGAACAGGGCCUUCUGCCGGAAAGCCAAUGCGGCUUCCGUCGUCAUCGUGGGACCACGGAUAUGAUCUUCGCAGCCCGUCAACUUCAGGAGAAGUGCCAGGAGAUGCGGACCCACCUGUACUCUACCUUUGUGGACCUGACGAAAGCCUUCGACAUGGUGAAUCGUGAAGGAGUGUGGAAGAUCAUGCAGAAAUUCGGCUGUCCGGAGCGAUUCACUCAGAUGGUGCGUCAGCUGCACGACGGUAUGAUGGCGCGAGUCACGGACAACGGAGCUGUCUCAGAGGCAUUCGCAGUGACCAACGGAGUGAAGCAGGGCUGUGUGCUGGCGCCUACCCUCUUCAGUCUCAUGUUCUCUGCCAUGCUGAUGGACGCCUACCGCGACGAACGCCCCGGGAUCCGCAUCGCCUACAGGACGGACGGUCGUCUCCUGAGUCAACGGCGCAUGAACUUCCAAUCGCGUGUAUCCACAGCCACCGUGCACGAACUCCUCUUCGCCGACGACUGCGCCCUGAACACCACCUCCGAAGCGGAGUUGCAACGGAGCAUGGACCUAUUCGCCGACGCCUGCGAGAACUUUGGGCUGGUUAUCAACACGCAGAAGACGGUGGUGAUGCAUCAGCCGCCUCCCAACUCAGCCACAACCCCCAACGCGCCGCAAAUCAACGUGAAUGGGACUCAACUGCAAGUGGUAGAGAACUUCCCGUACCUGGGCAGCACGCUCUCCCGCAACACCAAUAUUGACGACGAAGUCGCCAACAGGAUCUCGAAAGCCAGUCAAGCCUUCGGUCGCCUCCACAGCACAGUUUGGAAUCGUCAUGGUCUCCAACUGAGCACAAAGCUGAAGAUGUACAAGGCCGUCAUCCUGCCGACGUUACUGUACGGAGCGGAGACAUGGACGGUGUACACGAGACAGGCACGCCGACUGAACCACUUCCACCUCAGUUGUCUCCGUCGCAUCCUGAGGCUGAACUGGCAGGAUCGAAUCCCCGACACGGAAGUACUGGAACGAACGGGAAUCCUCAGCAUCUACGCCAUACUGAAACAAAUGCAGCUGCGCUGGAGCGGCCACCUGGUGCGCAUGGACGACGAGCGACUACCCAAACGACUCUUCUACGGAGACGUCGCGACGGACAAAUGCAGCUGCGCUGGAGCGGCCACCUGGUGCGCAUGGACGACGAGCGACUACCCAAACGACUCUUCUACGGAGACGUCGCGACGGGUUCUCGUCGUCAAGGAGGCCAAAUUCGCCGUUACAAGGAUACUCUGAAGUCCUCCCUGAAGCGCCUGCAAAUCAACCCGACCAACUGGGAAGAGCUCGCUCGCGAUCGUCCGACAUGGAGGAGAACAGUGAAGACGGGAGCUGCUAUCUAUGAAGCCAACCGAAUCGCCGCCGCCAAAGCGAAACGCGAAGCCCGCAAAUCACAACUUCGCCCAGUAAGCAACGCGGCCGCACAACCUCCACCUACGUGUCCUCGAUGUCAACGGACAUUCCGGGAAGGAAUCGGUCUUGUUGGACAUCUCCGAAUUAACUGCACCUCUCGAACUGCUUCAGCCAUCGUCCCCCCGCCCGCCUCUUCCUCCUCUGUUCCGCCAACUAACUCUGACACUCCUUCUGCACCACCACUUCCAUCCUCCUCCUUCUCCUCCACUGCCCCAGCGGAGGCCGUUCAGGCUGCCGUCUCACACAUCGCCAACCACGACACAACAACCACAACCACCCCCACCCCUCCAGAUUCCAGUGAUGAGGAUCAGGACUACACCUGCCCUCACUGCGACCGCACCUUCACCUCUCGCAUCGGCCUGGUCGGUCACUUGCGAAUCCAUCGCACAGAGACUGGUGAACCAGUGCCUGGAGCGCCAACCUACACCCACCGCACUCGCCUCCACUGCCCACACUGCCCUCGCACCUUCACUCAUCGCAUGGGUCUAUUUGGCCACAUGCGCAUCCACGAGAGCGGAAUUGACCGCAGCCUUGACACACCCACCCCGCCAAGCCCCACUCCCAAACCACCACCUUGCGCACCCACUAACCACUCCACAGCCGACAUUGACGCCACCGACCUUACCACCCCUCACUCCUCCCCUUCCUCCUCCUCUUCCUCCUUCACUGCCACAACGACGGCCGCUUCGGCGUCUGUCGCCCACGACCUCACCACAGCCAAACCUGACACAACAACAGGCACAAGCCCUGCAACAUCCAUCAUCAGACGUGAGGGCCAGGGCUACAUCUGCCCUCACUGCGAUCGCACCUUCACUUCACGCAUCGGCCUGGUCGGUCACUUGCGAAUCCAUCGCACAGAGACCGGCGAACCAGUGCCUGGAGCACCAACCUACACUCACCGCACUCGCCUCCACUGCCCACACUGCCCUCGCACCUUCAGGCAUCGCAUGGGUCUAUUUGGCCACAUGCGCAUCCACGAGAGCGGAAUUGACCACAAUUCCGAUACAGCCACGACAUCCAAAAUAUCCACCACGCCCAGACGCACCCUCGCUCCACCGUCACACGCGCCAACCACCACCACCACCGCCACCACCACCAACACCACCGCUUCCUCUACAGCUGGCACCGACACCGCCGACCUCUCAUGCCCACAUUGUCCACGCACCUUCACCUCACGCAUCGGCCUGGUGGGUCACUUGCGAAUCCAUCGCACAGAGACUGGCGAACCAGUGCCUGGAGCACCAACCUACACCCACCGCACUCGCCUCCACUGCCCACACUGCACUCGCACCUUCACGCAUCGCAUGGGUCUAUUCGGCCACAUGCGCAUCCACGACGACCUGCGGUGGACAACCGCUGGUCACACCACACAUUCCCUCACUCCCUACCUCCUAACACCAUCACCCCAUCAGACAUCAACCCCUACACACCUCAUGCACUUAACUGCCGCCUCCCACGCAAGUGGUAAGUGUGCAUCUCGACUCGGUCCCCAUGCGGCUUUGGAUGCACGGGUGACUUGUGUUCGAGACUAUCCCGACACGUCAAGCGUCGUGGAUAGGAAGGUUGCUGAUUGA
Molecule: messenger RNA, 5323 nt
Organism: Spirometra erinaceieuropaei
Lineage: Eukaryota; Metazoa; Platyhelminthes; Cestoda; Diphyllobothriidea; Diphyllobothriidae
Source: the annotation of a GenBank genome assembly